This is a messenger RNA of Vitis vinifera (wine grape), 1133 nucleotides long. Its product is annotated as 3-isopropylmalate dehydratase small subunit-like. Gene Ontology annotation, molecular function: hydro-lyase activity. Bases 102 to 863 code for a protein of 253 amino acids. The transcript is spliced from 2 exons. NCBI's taxonomy places the organism in Eukaryota, Viridiplantae, Streptophyta, Magnoliopsida, Vitales, Vitaceae. The record is from RefSeq and is a predicted model, not a curated record.
CAAAUUUAGGGUUAUGUCAUCCAUUUUAAUGUGGCAGGAUCUUAUGUAAGAGGUCUACAACCCUGAUUUCUAGCCCUUCCGUGUUCGUCAAGCUCACAUCCAUGGCGGCUUCAACAGCUUCGGCAGCCCUUUCAGGAAACCCUAACCUCACGUCUUCGCACAAGCCCCACGCUUCUCUCUCUCCUCACUCAUGUCUCCGAUUCUCCACCGCAAUCUCUCGUAAAUUCCCCUUCAAAUCUCUCACGACUAUCCCCUUCACUACCGCCACUACCGCCGCCUCCACUCGUCGGUCCACCACUGUUACUGCCAGCUCCACCUCAUUUCACGGCCUCUGCUACGUCGUCCACGACAACAUUGAUACGGACCAAAUCAUCCCCGCUGAGUACCUCACCCUCGUCCCAUCUAACCCCGACGAGUACCAAAAGCUCGGCUCUUACGCCUUCAUCGGCCUUCCCUCGUCCUAUGAAACCCGCUUCAUUGAAGCCGGCGAGUUGAAAACCAAGUACACCAUCGUCAUCGCCGGCCAAAACUUCGGAUGCGGCUCCUCCCGCGAGCACGCGCCAGUGGCGUUGGGCGCCGCCGGCGCCAGAGCCGUAGUGGCUGAGUCGUACGCGCGGAUCUUCUUCCGGAACUCUGUGUCCACUGGCGAGGUUUAUCCUUUGGAAACGGAGGUUAGGAUUUGCGAGGAGUGCCGUACUGGAGACGUUGUCACCAUUGAGCUUGGAGAGAGCAAGUUGAUCAACCAUACCACAGGAAAGGAGUAUAAAUUGAAUCCAGUUGGGGAUGUCGGACCGGUAAUUGAGGCCGGUGGGAUUUUCGCGUAUGCGAGGAAGACCGGGAUGAUUCCCGCCCAAACCGCUUAGAAUUUGAGCUCCUCGUUUAUUGCAGGUGGGUGGAAAAAGGUUGCAACCUCUCUCGUAGAAGUUUGGCUUGAGAAUUUGUAACUAUACUAAAAAUAAAACAACUUUUUGUGCCCUGCUCUGCUCUGAAACAGUGUCUCCUUAUGCUGUUGCACCUGCACUAGCUUUCACUCUAAGAUGCAGUUAAUUAUUGUGAUCUAGUCUAUUUGAGUCAUUUCAGAAUUGAUGGAUUCUGUUGAUCUUUAUAAACUAUAAAAAAAAUGGGUUCUUAAA